Molecule: messenger RNA, 3525 nt
Organism: Coregonus sp. 'balchen'
Lineage: Eukaryota; Metazoa; Chordata; Actinopteri; Salmoniformes; Salmonidae
Source: the annotation of a GenBank genome assembly
GUUUACUAAGACAUUUUGUGACCAGUAGCCUAAGACGAACAGUAUUUGGGACAAAACUCGUAGUGAUCGAGUAUCGUCAAGAAAACGCCUAGGCAUAUCGUUAUUCUAUGCGAAAUAGCUGUCAGAAAGAAUAGAAUAGCUUAAUCCACCUCAUCUAAGGAAUGGCAGGUAAGUCAUUAAAAUGUAUAUGUACAAACAUUAUCGGCUGUUUUGCUUAGGUAAAAAAAAAAUGUUGAAACAAACAUGGUAUUUAUUUUUACUACUCUGACAUAUAUAAAUAUGAAGAAUAUUGCAAUGUUUUUGUUGUAAUUUUGGGCAAUUUUUUUGUACUUCGACAACAUGCAUACUUUCACUUUCGCUAUAGCCCUCAAACUCAAGACUGACCUGUGCACGCCCGAUCCACCGUCAGUAGAUCCACCGUUUUUUUCUAUCUGGAGCAGAUAAUUUGAUAACAAUGUGUGCGUGUGUGAUGAUUUGAUUAUCUUUCUCUAUUUGUGUGUGUGUGUGUGUGUGUGUGUGUGUGUGUGUGUGUGUGUGUGUGUGUGUGUGUAUAUCUUAGCCCUCGGCGUCCUUUAGGGCUAUGUGUGUCUGUCUGUGUCAGUGUGGGUGUUUGUGUGAACACGCCAUGUAAGCCAUGAACCAAAAUAUUAUUUAAGAACUGUAUCAUGGCUUCUUGCAUCAUGUAAGGUGCAAUCUGCAGUUGCUAAAUACAUUUUUUGUCUUUUAAAUUAAUGAUAUACCCAUUGAUUAUUGAAGAAUAUAACACAGAUGACUCAUGAGCAUAGUUCAACUGUCAAACUCAUCAAAAUAUAAGCUUGGUUUAUUCAUUUGUUUGUAACAAUGUAAAUGUAAACAAACACUGUAUAGCCUCAAAACAUGAUUAAACUAUAAUGUUGAUAUCAUGGAUGGUCAGUCUUUGCAUCCAUAGCUCUGUCCAUGAGUUUGAGAGUGGUUAAAUUUUUCCAGCCCCAUCCCUCAGCUGUUUACCAAAUCAGUGGAGGGGUGGCCACUUUCUUAUUGUUCGAGCUGAAGAUUGCCCCUUUAAAGGAUUAAUUGAAAUGUAGAAUACAUUGUAUGCACAAUUACAAAGCAGAUGCAUAAGACUUAGACAUCGCUCCAACAAUGAUUAAAUUGUAGCUCUGAUUAAAUCCUAUUUACUUUCAGCAGACAACCUCUUCAAUGCUCGGAAGAUAUUCAUAGACAGUGUGACGAAGACAGUGAUCAAGCAGCUUCUGGACGACCUUUUGGAGGACAAGGUGCUGAACGAUGAAGAGACAGAUUCAGUGACGGAGGAGAACAGCGCUAGGGCAGAGCAGGCACGAUGCCUCAUCGAUAUGGUGCGGAAGAAAGGGGUCAAAGCCAGUGAGAAGAUGAUUGCCCGAGUUCAGGAGAGAGAUCCUGGACUUCAUGACAAAUGUGGUCUGGCCCCCAGGCAGCUUGCCCAGAUGAGUGAGUGAAACUGAUACACCAUUCAAUUACAUCUGUCACAGUCCCAAACUUCUCUUAGACUUGAUAAGAGUUAGUAAGAACUUAGCAGAUACUGUAAAUUGAAUGUAACAUGCUGUAUUUUCCCUGCAGCACCAUCAUCGCCCCAGUUAUCACAAGAGGAGGAGCACCCAGUGUCCUCUGUCAUCCCCAGCACCAAGGACUUUAAGGAGGACAUUCUUCAGAGGAAGCGUCAUGAGGUUAGAGCUAUACUUGGUUGUCAAAGGAUAGAUCAGUGUACAUGUAUCGGUUUUCUGAGUGCCCCAAUAGAAUUAGCUUCUGAGUUUAUAGUUCUCGUAUUAGACCAGUAAGCUUGCUUAUGAACCCCUGGGGUUACCUGUGUCACAGUUUAGGAAACACAGUAAUUUAAGUUACUCUAAAGUCUUAAAAAAAUAAAUAAAAAUAAAUAAUCUAGGCGUGAAAGUAUAGUCCUACAGUGUAAACAAACCGUCAAAGUUUCAACUGGUAAAUUCACAUACUGCAAUAACUGUGUAACAAUGUGUACCUACACUGUUAUUACACAGUGGUUUUAGCAUGACUUGUAAAUUGGGACCAAUUUCCACACAUAUUUUGAUUGAGUAGAAUUGUUGCUGGGCUAUAUUACUGUUAAAUAACCUUUGCAGCUGUCAUUGCAUCAGGUUUACGUUCCAAUGGAUGAGUCUGGUCGGAAGCGCCUGGCCCUGCUCAUAAACAACGUGGAGUUUGAUGAUGAGAACAUGCUGAGACGAGGGGCAGUGAAGGAUGAGGAGAACAUGGAGAUGCUUCUCAGUGAUCUGGGAUAUGAUGUGGUGAAACACAGAAAUCUGUCUGGACAGGUACACAGGGGGAGGAAACAUCUCUCCUGCUUCUAGAAGAAUGUUUACAUGUUUCCUUAGUCUAUGGUUUGUCUCCUCUGACUGACUCAGUGUGCUCUUGCAGGAGAUGGACGAGGCUGUGAAAGCGUUCUCAAAACGUGAAGAGCAUUCAUUGUCGGACAGCGUCUUCGUGGUGAUGAUGUCUCACGGGGAGCUGGGAGUCAUCAUGGGUGUCCACUACAAGGAAGGGGACCCUAAACCUGAUGUCUUCCCCAUCAACAACAUCUUCAUACACCUGAACACAGAGAACUGCAAAGCACUGAUUAACAAACCCAAAGUCAUCCUCAUUCAGGCCUGCAGGGGAGGUGAUCCUUUCAUUGAUAUGUUUUUUAUAUUUUUUCUAAAUGUAUGUUAACCUUUUCUACUCAUGUUAAUUUGAGUAGAAUGCCUCCAUAUUAAAGAGGAUUUGCAUGUUGUUUCAGGCAAGGACGGUUCUGUUUGGGUCAGUGACGCGGUGCCUGGGCCCAGCCCUUACCUGGGGUUAGAGAGUGACUUAAUCAGGAGGGAGCACAAAGAGAAGGACUUCAUCUCCCUUCUGUCCUGCACACCAGGUGAGUGGGUCACAUUAACACAUUCUCAAGCAAUAUAUUGUUUGUAAAUGACUGUGAGUAAACCCUCAUUACAUUCCCUACCCUUUCAGAUACUGUGUCCUACAGAGAUCCAAAGAUGGGCAGCUUGUUUGUCCAGCACAUCAUCGAGACAUUCAACAACUAUGCCCAUAAUGAUCAUAUAGAAGAAUUGUUCAGGAAGGCAAGUAUCUGGAAACAGAAAAGUUAACAAUGCUCUUUCCUCAUUGCACUGAAUGGAAUGAUUGAUCAAAUUUGAUUUACUUUGAGCGACAAUAACGUGUUUGUAUUUUCUUCCACACAGGUCAUGGGUCGCUUUAAAGAUUUCCCGAGACAGAUGCCGACCAAAGACAGAGCCACUCUAACAAAGCACUUCUACCUCUUCCCAGGCCUCUGAGAAGUUGUGAUGGCUGAUGAAUUGUACUGUAUUCACAAUGGAGGAAUAAGGGAGGAACAUUGUUUUAGUUUUUUUUGUACGAUCAUCACCAGUAUGUUUUAAUUUGAUACUUAGAAUUAACCUUUUAACAUAUUAUUUUAUCAUCAACAAAUUAUUUAUCAUCAGCGAAUUAAAAUAUCCUCCUGUAGAGCUAGGUAGUCUUUUGUUCCAGCCCUGCACUAAC